This is a messenger RNA of Aspergillus versicolor CBS 583.65, 2385 nucleotides long. RefSeq lists its product as uncharacterized. The transcript has 2 exons. The record is from RefSeq and is a predicted model, not a curated record. NCBI's taxonomy places the organism in Eukaryota, Fungi, Ascomycota, Eurotiomycetes, Eurotiales, Aspergillaceae. Bases 273 to 1949 code for a protein of 558 amino acids.
UGAAAGUAUUAAGUACUAUAAUAUUGAGCUAACCUAGUUAAUUAGCUACUAUUUCUGAUAGUAAUCUUCUAAAGAUCAUACCAAUAUCUAGAAAAUACAGACUAACUCUCCUUGUUCUUCGCUCAUCAUCACGGUGCAGCCCAACACAUUGAUAGGAAGGCGAUGCAGUUUGUAAAUAUGGGCGAUAACCCGCAGAUCAGCUUGGCCGCCUUCUCCAAUCUUAAGCCGAUCCCCCUCUUUACUUUCAACUCCAACAACACACAUCAGACCAAAUGCCCGACCCAAGCACUCUCCCCCUCGAGCUCUUCACAGAGGUAACAACGCUCGCCCUACAACCUCCUAUCGACACAGCCAACCAAGCCGAAAACACAGAACGCGAAUACGACUUCCACGCAGGAAUAAACAUCCCCCACCUCGCCCAACUCACUCUGGUAAACCGACAAUGGCACAGUCUGCUUCUCCCAACGCUCUACGCCCGAUAUAUGCAUAAUGGCGCGAGGCAUUCAUACACCUCGCUCUGGCGAUUCGUGCGAACAGCCAUCUCGAACCCACAAAUCGCGCAGCUGGUGCGCGCCGUGAGUAUCGGCAAUUUCGGGUUCUAUCCGGGUGUUGCAGCCCACGAUGAACUUGUUCGUGGAGAUAAUGUUGAGUUUACGCAAAAGGAGGUUGAGCUGAUGAGCUGCGCAUUGAGGAGCGUCUUUACCAGCGGUGAUGUGCUAGAGGCGAAGGUGCUUGACCCCGGGCCUUUGGUGGAGAGAGAUAGUCGGCCGCUUGUGGUGUUGUUGUUGGUUUGCCUGUCGAAUCUUGAUACGGUUUAUCUGCAUCUGCCAGAGCACUUUUCCGUGUUGAGGAGUGUGUUCGAGGAGAUACUGCGGUGCCAGGAUGAGGAUGGCGAACUACCCUGUCUGCGAAACUUAACGAGUCUGUAUCUGCUCGGUGAGGCUCCGGUCUACGGGCCGGGUAGAGAUGUUUCUCUUGACUGGCCUGAGCCGGCGUUAAGAAUGCACGAUAUAUGGCCGUGUCUCUACUUUACCGGACUGCGCAAGCUAGCUCUGUAUGGCUUAGAAACACAGGGGAUUGCCUCGCUUCUGGCAAAGAGUAAUGGUCGGACCUGCCGGAUCAAGGAGUUGCGCGUCGUGGUAUUGGCCACGACGACUCGCUCUUCUACUGAUCUUCUAGCCCUUGUCAACCUGCCACAGUCCCUUGCUUCGUUCUCAUUAUACUGGGAUCACAACAUACGCAAUCCCAUUACACGGCAGAAAGAAGAAGAAGCUCCUGUGAUAUUAGUCACCGACAUCUGGGACGCGUUACAAAAGUAUAGAGAGAGUUUAGAGGAGCUAGCAAUCACCUACAAAGUCCACCAGGACGACGAACCGCCUCCAGGCCAUUUCGGCUCUCUCCGGGAAUUCCCACGCCUGAAGCGACUCGACACCCAACUAAGCAUCCUCCUGGACGGCAUGACGCCAGAGCGCUUUGCGCCAUUCCGGUUGAAAGACACUAUCCCCGAGAAUCUAGACACCCUGGUCAUACAUCCCGGCUGGGUCGAUGAAGUGGAUAUGUACUUCCCGAACACCGAGUUCCAGGCCGUGGUCGCCGAGCGAAGGCGGCCUCUGAAGCGCCUUGUGAUAGAUGACUACCUAGCCGUGCCGUUCUAUAACAAGGCCAAGACAAUAGACGCAGGUAGGGUCUAUGUAGGAAUGGAGCCAAAUGGCCCAGAGUCAUAUCCAGGGCUCUGGGAACUGUGUAAAAAGGCUGGCACCCAGCUGGAUGUCGAAGUUGGCUGUGUCAAUAUUUGUAUCGAGGACUUUUGUGAAUUCCACCAGGGAGGCGCCUGUCUCUGGCUCUGGCGCAAGACCUGGAAUAUCUGCCGCGAUGGAUUCCAUCGGAAUAAAGAGGGUGUUGAACGGCUGCGGGAGAAAGAAGAGGACAUGCUGAGUAUAUCUUCAUAAAUAAUACAUCCAGUGGCAAGCGAGCCCGCGCCGAAUUUAUAACGGAUUGAUCUCCGAGGCAUCGUAGGAAAUAGUGGGGUAGUUUAUAAUGGUAGCCCUGGGUCUGGAUUCAGUCUCGUUCCGGGUCAUUGGUUACCUACUGAUCAGAUAAGAUACCUAGGCUCCAUUUCAGCUCUCGACGCUCAUUCUGAGCUCAGUCCCCCAGACGUGACAGUGCUUCUCCAAAAUGCCAACCCGGAAACGACCCACUGGGCUUAGAUUUGGGGAAAUCUUGGAAAGCCGGCGAUCAGCGAAGUGCCCACCUGCAGUAAGUAGUGCGGUGGAAACUAACUCCACUGAGGCAAUGACUCAUACAGUCCGCACUCCUUGAACGAUGACAGGAGAUCGUAUGGAAGGAAUGAUCCAUAUCAAGUUCAUGGGAGCAAGGGAAUUGAAA